UAAGUUUCCUUUCCUUCCCAAAGGCGAAUUUAAGGCAGAUAUUUUAACUAUUUCCGAUUCCUAUCGUAUACUAUCAAUAGUUUUCGAGACCGACGAUUUUAACACUAUGAAGAUCACAGAAAGCGACUUACCGGUGGGGCCUUCGAAUUUUCAAGAGCACUGAAACCUCAUCCUCAGUUGAUGCGGCUCCCAUGGAGCUACUUUCUGUAUUAAAGAUCAGACAGCAAUAACAAUGCCAGGUUACCCUGUACCAGAGGUAGACAAAGAGAUAUUUCAAGAACUCCUCUGUGAGUACUGUGUCACAGUGGUAAGAGAUGCCUGGAGAGCAGAAUGUGGGCACUUCUACUGCAGGUCAUGUGUGGAGUUUCUUUUCAGGGGAAAUCAAGGAGCAGUAGCUUACUGCAGAAAGUGCAGAACACCUCUCUUCCAUUAUCAGUUCUUGCCAGAUGACAUAAUCAGCAGUAAAGUUGAGAGUACCAUAAUUCAUUGUUUAUUCUUGGAGGCAGGAUGUAAAUGGGAAGGAGAGUUGAAAGAAUCUGAGUGUCAUGUAGGAAGCUGCAGUUUGGCCAGCAUUCAAAGAGGAGAGCAAAAGGAGUGUGAGGGCGAUAUCACGCUUUCUACUGGAACAGAUGACGAAAGAGAAUUCUUACUUACUGAUAAUGUUGUUGAGAAUCAAAUUGGAACUGAAACGGAUGAAGAUCCAAUUGACGAGGAUUCGCACACCCAACGUCCCAUGCCUGCCCACCGCCAAGAAGCACAGGAUGGCGAAAACCCACAGAACAGUUCUCCAACCCGAGAAACAGCUGCCUGUCCUGAGUUUGGGAUAAAUGCUGAUUCUUCCGAGCUCGUUGUUAGGGAUGGUGCUCGUAGAUCAGAGACAAGACGAUCCUGCCAUGAAGAAGGCAGCGCCAUUGUUAGAAAGAACCAUUCUCCAACCAGGGAAAGAGUUGACUGUCAUAAGAAAGGGCAUAUCAACGCCAAUCUUCCUCGUCAGGUCAACUUCUUGUUGUCUGGUAAUAUAGCGGGACAAAAUAGGAACUCAGCCGAAAAUUACUUGGAGUUUAAAGAGGAGUUGAACCCCUCCCUUAACGCUACCAUGGCGAGAAACACCGCAUGCUCGCGAAACUCGGUUCCAAAUGAUUCUGAUCGACAUGAGCAAAGAUUAAUCAACCUUGAAAAUCAAGUUGCUCGCCUGACUCGCUGUUUUUCGGAACAAAAUGAAGUUACAAACUACAUCGCUAAUGUUAAUUCUCACCUGGUGUCAGAAAAUGAUCAGUUAAAAGAUGCGGUCGGCGACGUCAACAACAGAUUACGCCAUAUUCAAGUCUCUCUUAAUGCUCACCAAAUGAAGCACGAUGAUCAUCAAGCGAAUUUUAACACCCUGCAAAAUGAGCAGAGUAACCAAAGCGUGGAACUUGCGAGGCUCAUUAGGGAUACGGCGGCUGUCCAGGAAAGAAUCACACGACUUGAGGGUCGUGUGAACGCACAAGGAACGAUGUUGAGGAAUGUAUCAGAUUCUGUUAGAGGCCUAGCUACUUUAACCAGAAGGGUGGACAUUGAAAAUUUAUGAAAUAGAAGUGAACUUAAGAAGUGUAUCUCAGGGAUCAUUCGAUUUGUAUCUCCACUGUUUAAAAGUGUACAUAAAAAUUUAUUACUUGGCAUGUUUUGAGGUUCUAAAGAGUAACAUCUCUCUCGAAAAUUUAUUCA
Messenger RNA from Pocillopora verrucosa, 1707 nucleotides. The record is from RefSeq and is a predicted model, not a curated record. NCBI's taxonomy places the organism in Eukaryota, Metazoa, Cnidaria, Anthozoa, Scleractinia, Pocilloporidae.